Alternaria ventricosa is the source of this 678-nucleotide messenger RNA. RefSeq lists its product as uncharacterized. The record is from RefSeq and is a predicted model, not a curated record. Gene Ontology annotation, molecular function: transmembrane transporter activity. Gene Ontology annotation, cellular component: membrane. The transcript has 5 exons. Bases 1 to 678 code for a protein of 225 amino acids. NCBI's taxonomy places the organism in Eukaryota, Fungi, Ascomycota, Dothideomycetes, Pleosporales, Pleosporaceae.
AUGCUCGCAGGCCUCAAGGAAGCUAUCCGCGACCCCAAAGUUUGGGUGUUCGUUUAUAUGCAACACCUGCACAUUGCUACCAAUGGGUUCAAGAACUUCAUGCCAACGAUCGUUAACACACUCGGCUUCUCUCAGGAAGUCACACUCGUAUUGACAUGUCCACCUUACUUGAUUGCGGGCGCAUUCUCCGUCGCAUGGGCCAUAUCAUCUGGCCAUUUCAACGAACGCACCUGGCACAUCACGAUUGCCAAAGGCGUGGCUGUCUUUGGCUUCGUGCUCGGCUGCGCGACUAUGAACGUGGGCGCGAGGUACUUUGCCAUGUGCGUCUUUACCAUCGGCACGUAUGGCGUCAACAGCAUUAUCCUUGGAUGGGUGUCCUCAACCUGUGGACAAACGAGGGAGAAGAAAUCUGCGGCGCUGGCUAUUGCCAACGUCGCAGCUACACUCAGCUUGAUCUGGACUCCCUACAUCUGGCCAGAGUGGUCUGAGCCGCGGUUCGUCUUCCCCUUGGCUAUGAGUGCUGGUAUGGCACUCAUGUGUGCGGCUGGCGCAUGGUUCAUGCGCUGGUGUACCUUCAAAGUCAUUGCAAUUGGAUCAUCACAAGACGAGCGCGCAAACAAGAAGAUGCUGUCACAUGUUGCUCUUGUUCUGGAAAAGAGCUGGAUGUCGGUUAAAUGA